CGGUCGUUCCCGCUAGCCUUUUCUUCACAAAGUCCCCGGUCUAAAGUGGUGCCCUUCCAUUCUUUCAAUUCGACUAAGUUCUUGCCCGCGCGUUUCGAGCCAGUGUCUCUGUGACAACAUUCAAAGACAACAAUCCGGUGAUUCUCUGACUUGGUCAUCAUCUUGCAUUCCGUACGACCCCCGCUCGAAAUUUCGCACAUCAGAAGCCCCAGGGAGCGAACAGAAGCCGAUACGAACAACAACGGCUGAUUCAAGCGACCCCUCCAAGAGAAGGCCGUCCAAAAACUACAACCACCCUCUAGACUAGUCUCUACUGUACAUCCGAGACUUCAGCGACACCGAUACCGUUUUGCGCAUUACCAACGAUCUAGGCUUCGAUACCCGUUCACAGUUCUGCGGUCUUCCGAAAACCGACAACCACGAUGCCAAGCUUCCGGCGGAAAAUCACCAAACAUUUUGGAGAUUCACUCACACCUUCAAAACCGUACCUCUCGUACCAUGACAUUCUCCUGACGAGUGACGAUAUCGUCUCGCUCAAAUAUGACUGGCUUACUGAUAACAACAUUGCCUUCUGGGAAGAGUGGCUCGAGAGAGAGGUCCUUCCCAAGUACCCGCGCGCCCACAUCGUUCUCCUACGACCUAGCAUAACGUUUCUCCUGAUGCAAGCUAUCGAUCUGAAAAGCAUCGGGAGCGCGCUACCCGAUUUCAAGAAAACGACGCACAUUUUCCUGCCGGUCAAUGACAGCCGGGACCGCGAGCGCGCCGACGGUGGUUCCCAUUGGUCACUGCUCGUCGUGUCCGUCAUCGACCGUGUUGCGUUCCACUACGACUCGCUCGGUGGUGCAAACUUUUACGAAGCCCAAAAGUGUACGGACCGUCUCGGCCGGGUACUCGGCAUGCCCCUGCGGUUCCACCAGAUGGAGGACUCCCCUCAACAAGGCAACAACAGCGACUGCGGCGUCUACGUCUGCAUCGUGAUGCGCCACCUUCUCAUCAAGCGGUUGCUGAACGCCAACUCCAACGAAAAGGUGUCCAUGUCAAUGGCCAACAAGGUCAUCGACAGCGCGGGCGGCCGCAAGGAGAUGAUGCAGAUCAUCGAGUCGUUACGGAAGGAGGGCGAGAGGCGACGGAGCUUGAGCCCCAUGUCGACAUCGUCGAAAUCCGGAUCGUCAAAGACACCGCCCCGCAUUGAGUAGUGCUGCGAGUCAGCGAGUGUGCGAUGCGAGUAAGCUAGCUGGCUGUUUGUUGUUGAUUGUGUGCGUUGGACAGGUGAUAUCCCGCCUGUCUCUGAAGCAGGUUUCCAUUCACAAUGGCACAGAGAAUCAAAAGUUUUAGGAUACCUUUGAACGAGAGAGCGCAACCCCAUUGGAAGAAGGCUGGAGCAAGGAACGGAUGCACCGUCAAUGGGCCCCUUCUACUAGCAAUAUUCCUGCAUCACUGCGUGCAACGGGAGAAGUUUUCUUUUUUUUUUUUUUUUUUUUUUUACUUGGUCAUAGCGUCGAGAUGGACGACCACCCGCGCUGUAGGGGUCAUCAGCACAAAGCGCCGCGUCAGACUGACGGAGAGGCGUUAAUAGGCGUUAGGGUUCAAGCUACGAGCCGUAAAGCACUCAACACCACGCAUAAUCAUUCCCAGGGGGAGAGAGGCAUGAUUGGAAAAAAGAAAAAAAGAAAAAAAAAAGAAACCAAGUAAAUUAUGACUCGAAAGGAUAAGCUCUCCCGUGGCUUGGUUGAGAGCCCGGAGUGCUAUGACGCCCGAACUUUAUAGGAAAUAUCUAGCAUAGGACGGGGAAUUUUUGCAUUAUGGCAUUGUAGCCUAUUAUCAGGCGUAUGUAUAUGGCUUAACAAACGUGGUCCUUCCUCUCUCGUUUCUUCUUCUUUAGGGAUCGCUGUGCUUGAGAUACUCGUAAUCAUGGCUCUUUAUGGCUCACAUUCUUCCUUAGGUCGCAAUGUCGUCUUGCUCGAAGUGCAUGGAACGAGCAGGAGCAGAUGGAUAUGUACUGUUUAGUCUAGGUAGAAAAUCGAAGCGAAAAAAUGAUACAGAAUUGGUACAUGUA
Molecule: messenger RNA, 2056 nt
Organism: Neurospora crassa OR74A
Lineage: Eukaryota; Fungi; Ascomycota; Sordariomycetes; Sordariales; Sordariaceae
Product: Ulp1 protease
Exons: 5
Coding region: 423-1196 (257 amino acids)
Biological process (GO): proteolysis
Molecular function (GO): cysteine-type peptidase activity; deNEDDylase activity
Source: RefSeq, a predicted model, not a curated record